This is a messenger RNA of Arabidopsis arenosa, 866 nucleotides long. NCBI's taxonomy places the organism in Eukaryota, Viridiplantae, Streptophyta, Magnoliopsida, Brassicales, Brassicaceae. The record is from the annotation of a GenBank genome assembly.
CUCACUUUCUUUACAUUUUCACUCUCUUUACACUAAUGUUCAUUCGGAUUUCCGCUCGGCCCGCGACAUUCGUUGAUGAUUUCAAAGCCGCGUGGUCGGAAUCUCACAUCCGUCAAAUGGACGGUGGAAAAGCUAUCCAGCUCGUCCUUGAUCAGAGCACUGGAUGUGGAUUUGCUUCCAAAAGAAAGUAUUUAUUCGGACGAGUAAGCAUGAAGAUCAAACUCAUUCCCGGAGACUCUGCCGGUACGGUCACCGCUUUCUACAUGAACUCCGAUACGGCCACGGUGAGAGACGAGCUAGAUUUCGAGUUCUUGGGAAACAGAAGUGGUCAACCUUACUCAGUGCAAACAAACAUAUUUGCUCAUGGCAAAGGAGAUAGAGAACAAAGAGUUAAUCUUUGGUUCGACCCAUCUUUGGAUUACCACACUUACACUAUCUUAUGGUCACACAAACAUAUUGUUUUUUACGUAGACGAUGUGCCAAUAAGAGAAUACAAAAACAAUGAAGCCAAGAACAUAGCUUACCCAACAUCACAACCUAUGGGAGUUUACUCAACAUUAUGGGAAGCCGAUGACUGGGCGACACGUGGCGGAUUAGAGAAAAUUGAUUGGAGCAAAGCUCCGUUUUAUGCUUAUUACAAAGAUUUUGACAUCGAAGGUUGUCCUGUUCCCGGACCAACCUUUUGUCCAUCGAACCCUCACAAUUGGUGGGAAGGUUAUGCCUAUCAGUCUCUUAACGCCCUCGAAGCUCGACGUUACCGGUGGGUUAGAGUAAACCAUAUGGUUUAUGAUUAUUGUACCGACCGGUCUAGGUUUCCUGUCCCACCACCCGAGUGUCGUGCUUGAAAAUAAUUCCAUACGUACGUU